AUGUUUAGAUUGCAACCGAAGAAAUAUACAACUGCAAAUCCGUUGUGGCCGUCAGCCGUGCUGUCAACCUCAUCAGUCGCCGCCCUCAUCUCUGAUAUGUUCCAGGACAGUCGUCAGCGCAUUGUCGCUCCUGUGCCGAUUCGUCCCAUCGCCAGAGAUUUGCUGCUGUACCACCAACCACGGUUCCUGCCGCUUCCGCAGUACUGUCAAACUGGCGAAGCUACUCGCUCCUCGAAUGGUCUUCAGGCAAAUUUCUUCGUUUUGCGUAGCGGCAUCGACCUGUUGUCGACACAGCGACCACACGUGGACGGAACCUACAUGACAGCAGUAAUGACAACCGGUGGCGAGAAACCUUUUAAAUGCCACGUUUGUUCCAAGGCCUUCGCAGACAAGUCCAACUUGAGAGCUCACGUCCAAACUCAUUCUGGAGUAAAGCCCUUCGCGUGUCGGAAGUGUGGCCGAACCUUUGCUCUCAAGAGUUAUCUUUCAAAGCACGAGGAGUCCGCUUGCCAGAGUCGCCUGAACCGGCCAAUUUCGUUCGAGAAGAUCGACAGCCUUGUGUCGCUGUAG
Molecule: messenger RNA, 570 nt
Organism: Soboliphyme baturini
Lineage: Eukaryota; Metazoa; Nematoda; Enoplea; Dioctophymatida; Soboliphymatidae
Source: the annotation of a GenBank genome assembly